Centruroides sculpturatus (bark scorpion) is the source of this 2555-nucleotide messenger RNA. RefSeq lists its product as uncharacterized. Bases 129 to 2081 code for a protein of 650 amino acids. NCBI's taxonomy places the organism in Eukaryota, Metazoa, Arthropoda, Arachnida, Scorpiones, Buthidae. The record is from RefSeq and is a predicted model, not a curated record. The transcript is spliced from 4 exons.
GUUACGGGUUAAUAUUUAGUUUUUUUUUUAACGAUUUAGCAAUGUUUUUGAGUUAAAAGAAGCGAACGUUUGAUAGAUUUAACUUAAAAUUCAGAGAAUAUAUUGAUUUUUCUACUCGAAGUUCAAUAAUGUGUUACGUCGAACAAAUUGCAGGAAAUAUCAAGUUAUUAGGGAAGGUAAAUGUCACCUGUAAACAUAUGUUCCUAUAUCUGUUAUUGAUUUCUUCUACAACAUUUUUCUUCUAUUUAUAUUAUCGAUCCAACGUUUUCUUUAACUAUUCGUUUGUAAAUCAAAUUAUGCCUAAUCCCGGAUUUCUAAUUCAUUCUAAAGAAUGUCAAAUACCGGACGUAAGUCCUUACGAUGCGACGAUUAAGCAUUUAGUUAAAGUUUAUGAAAAAUUAAGAUGCUCGACGCGAGAUCGACUUUCCACCUACACCCAAGGAAAUGUAUUAAUGCUGGAUAAAGAUAAUGAAAUUGUCUCGGAGAAUAUUUCGUGUUGCUACAGACCCUUCUAUCGUCCUCUUAUAGCGAAGAAUGAUAACGAAAUAAGGUAUUAUAACACUUGCGUACAGUUCGAUACAAGUGCCACUAUCCGGGAAGAAUUUAUAGCCGUAGAGUGUUCGAUAGGCAAAAAAGUAAUUUAUAAAAAUUUUCACAGUUUUAUUCACGACAAACCGAGAGUCGAAACCAGGUGCCAGAUGAUUAGGAACGUUCUAAAGAAAGAAGACUUUUACAGUGUUAUGAUCAUCGGGAUAGACUCUGUGUCGCGUUUAAAUAUGCACAGACAAUUGUCCAAGACUCUGGAUUAUCUGAAGAAGAAAAUGGAUGGCAUUGAAAUGUUUGGUUAUAACAAAGUAGGAGAGAACACGUUUCCAAAUUUGGUUCCUCUGCUAAGUGGAUAUCACGAAAAGGAGCUUAGUUUCUGCAAAAAGAAUGACAGAGGUGUCAUUGACGAGUGUCCAUCGCUAUGGAAGAAAUUUAAGGAGUUUGGUUAUAGAACCUUGUAUGCCGAGGACACUCCUCACAUUUCUACAUUUAAUUACGUUAAGCCGGGAUUUCGCAAACAGCCCACCGAUUAUUAUUUCCGUCCAUUCAUUUUGGAAGCGGAGAAACACAUCGGAUGGAAGAAAAGCGCAAAUUGUCAUCAAUGUGUUGGUUCCAUAUCGGAAACCGAAGCUGUUCUUUCCUGGUUGGAAUCAUUCGCCAGACAAUUCGAAAAUCGUUCUUACUUUUCCUUUGCCUGGAUCAACAGUUUGACUCACGACUUCCUCAAUUACGGCUCUUAUGGCGACAGUUAUUACGAAGAAUUUUUCCAAAGGUUACACCAAUCGGAAAAGCUGAAGAACACGGUGGUUAUCUUUAUGAGCGAUCACGGCAUGCGAUGGGGUUCUAUCAGGAAAACAUACAUUGGUAGAUUGGAAGAAAGGUUGCCCAUCCUCCUGAUAUCCUUCCCUCCUAGUUUUCGAUUAAAAUAUCCAAAAUUGGUGGAAAACGUCAGGAUUAACGCUUACAGAUUAACGACACCCUUCGAUUUAUUUGCGACGUUAAAUAAUUUAUUAAAUGCCAACGAAAGUUCCUUAGAUGCAAAAUACUGGUCCGUGCCUUCAAGAAUAGUGUCUAAGUAUGUACAAAGAGCUCACUCGUUAUUCACUCCCAUCUCAAAGAAUCGUAGUUGCAUCGAAGCGUCCAUUCAAGAACAUUUAUGCACUUGUCAGCAAUCGAGAAAAAUAUCCGUCGAUGAUAAAGAAGUGGUAGAUGUAGCGGAUUAUUUGUUGACGACGAUAAACUAUAAUUUGAGGGAUUACUCCGAUUGCGCUAGAUUAGUAAGGGACGAAAUUGUAAGCGCUCGAAUCCGUGCUCCUACCAAAUAUUUGAGAGCCACCAAGGAAUAUGACAUAUUUGAUUACUUAGUGGCGUUUAAGACCGUACCAGGAAACGGACUGUUCGAAGCAACUGUGAGAUUCGUACCUAAAAAUCACACUCACGUUCUUCUGGGUGAUAUAUCACGUGUGAAUAUGUACAAUAAUCAAUCAUCCUGUGUCCAGGAUGCUAACAUUAGAAAAUAUUGUUACUGUGAGUAAAUUAACACAAAAUUACUAAAGGGGGAUCGUAUGUGUAUCUGAAUUGAUACCUUUACUGUUACUCGACUCAUUAAAAGACUACCUUUUUAUCUAAGAAACUAUUUACAUAAACGUGCACCGUGUUACGUUUCUGUUAUCUGCUUGUUAAAGCUCUAAGACUUUUAUGAAAUUUACGGCGUAUUCUAUAUUUUUCUGAAUACCUGUACCGUUGGAAAAUGUAUAAAAUUCCCCAUAAAAGUAUAAUUAUUCUGUUGUUAUCUUUAAGAAAAUUUACAGUUUUUGCCACUAAUAAUAAUACAAUAUUAUUGAUUUACUUUUGUUAUCAAUAUUGUCUGGCGUGGUUUGAUGGGGACGAGGGCGAUCUACCAAAAAGAGGUAUAUGGGAAAACAAGCCUCUAUUUAGGUCAGGGGUGUCCAAUCCGCGGGCCGCGGGCCGCAUGCGGCCCAAGGCAAGUUCCAAUGCGGCCCAAUAAA